AUGGGCCACAAGCCGCAGCCCUGGGGCCUUGGUGGAGGGGAGCAUGCCGUUGCGGCUCAGGGUCGUGAUCUCCAGCGACUCGGGCUGUUGUCCGAAGAAGGAAUGGUCAGACCCCACAGCACUGGCCGACAGCAACGACGACGCUCGACAUAUGCACCACUCGCCGCGUGUCUCGUCGUGCUUGCGGCUCUGACCGCUCUGGGCCUGUGCCACCACCGCCAGAACCUGCCGUGGCCACAGCCCGUGGCGGCUGUGCCAGCGUGGUCUGAGAGCACGGCACCGUCCGACCGCGACCGGCUGUCAGGUGCUGCUCUUGCUUCUGUUGCUACCGCAGCUGCAGCUGCAGCUUCUCCUCACCACCCGGAUGUGACCACUGGUCACGCUGGCAGCGACCAGGCGGAACAUGCGGCUGCCGAAUCGUCCAGCGUGAGCGUCGCAGUCGGCGUGCCCGGUGUGAUCAGACGGCAGACUGCCAAUGUGACUACGACAUCUGCGACAGCUGCUGCGACAGUUCUAGAAGUCUUCCAGGUCCACCAGCCCGUCCUGACUCCGUCUGGCCCGACUUUGGACGACGCCGCUGCUAGCGACGAUGACGAGACGCCCGGCGGGUCGGCGGGCAGUUCUUGCUCCGUGGUGCUGAUGGACCACGUCUUCGCCUUCAGCUAUGGAACCCCGUUUGUCGGGGCCUACACGCCGCCAGACUGUGACUUCAAUCGCGUAGUGAUCAACUUUACCGUGGUGAGCGAGGGCAGGCAGUAUGACCGUCUUGCCCUUAUGUACCUUAAUGACACCGAGGUUUGGCGGACGUCCACCGCCGAGCCGACGGCGCACCCGGGUAUCCACUGGACUUACCUAAAGGACAUGACCGAGUACCUCUCUCUGUGGAAGUCCCAGGAGAAAAUAAUCUUUGACUUGGGUAACCUCGUCAAUGAUAUCUACACAGGAUCAUUCAACACCACCCUGACAGCUACUUUUUUCAAUGACGAGGUUGACGUCGCCACUGCGGCUCCGGCAGACCUCAUCAUCCCCAUCAGUGCGCGCAAGUCCUCAUCCGACGGCGUCAGUCAGUUCACGCUGCCCGCAGACAAUGCGACCAAUACGAUCAGCUUCCCCCAGAAUGCCAACCGCGCUGUCUUCUCUGUCAGCGCCAACGGCCAGUCCAGUGAGGAAUUCUGGUGGUCCAACGUUCUGCAGUCGGACACGGCGGCGUUCUCUGCUACCGCCGGCGACUUCACUGGUUACUCGCCGUGGCGCGAGGUUCAGGUGCUCAUAGACGGGCAGCUUGCAGGCGUGCAAUGGCCGUUCCCCGUGGUGUUCACAGGUGGUGUCGUCCCCUCGCUGCAUCGGCCGGUCGUUGGCCCAGACGCCUUCGACUUGAAGGAGCACGAGAUUGACAUCACGCCUUGGCUUCCUCUGCUCUGUGACGGGAACAGCCACACUUUCACCAUUUAUGUGGCUGGCCUGGUCGACGACGGUGGGUCCGAGGCAAGUAUCACACAGACUGUAGCAGCUAGCUGGUACGUCACUGGCAAGGUGUUUGUGUGGCUUGACGAGGAAGGCAGCGUGACAACCGGCUCAGCGCCAGUCGUUGACGCGUCGCAGCCGAGCAUCUCGGUGUCAUCGGUGCUCACGCAGAACUCCACUGGCGCCAACGAGACACUCACGUACAACACGGAGGUUUCGCGUGCUUUCACGGUCACCUCGACUGUUGUCUCGCGCAACGCCUCGGGGACCGUCAGCUGGACACAAGACCUGUCUUAUAGUAACAAAGGCUUUGUCUCGGACUACGGCUUCGCGCAGGUUAACGACUUCCUGAUCUCUGGGACCGACCACGCGAGCUCCUCAUCGUCGGCCGUGGGGGCAGAUUACAAGACCGAGUACAAGUACCCCUUGUGGUGCAAUUCGACCUAUGGGUACUCGCCCGAAGGUAAUCUGACACUGUACGGGCGGCUGAUUCAGGGGCAGAAAGUCUACGUUGAGGGCGCAGCCGUGUUUCCAGAUGGCCUGGAGGCCUUUUCUGAAGGGGCAAGCCAGAAGUACACCGGAUCACUGGUCGACACAACAAAAGACGGUACGGCUUACUUCUUCCAAUAUGCGGACCGGACGAACAGCUCUGGGUAUGGCUCGACGGACCAGGUCUUCAGCUUUGGCGGCUUCACCGCACCAGACGGGUCCGUGGACGCCACCCCCGACCAGGAGCUGUACCGCCGGCACGUAGCGGCUACAAACUCGACCGUCACGCGUGAUGAGGAAGUCGUGGCUGACGGCGGCGCAACUGUGACUUCAACGGGAACUGGUCUGGCCUUGUCCAACGAAGCCUAUGCUCGGGCGCCGCUCGACGGUGGCAACGGAGGCCCAAGGUUAUUCAUGUACCGGCAGGGCGACAAUGAACUGUAAUAAGCGAAGUUGCACCCAGCCAUAUACUGGCCUGACUGGGUCUUGGCUUUGAGGGCAGCUGUGGUGAUAGCUUAUCCGCUGGUCACCUGUGGUCGGCGAUCGGCGACUGCAGAGGCUCCGGUCAGCGCGGCACCUAAGCCGAGCAUCACGACCGAGCGCCAGGCCCGUGGGUUGUCAUCCCUUUGAAGCUGCCUGUCAUUGGGGAAGUCCCGUAAUGUACAGCAUAUAGUACGGACCCAAUAGGAAAACCUUGGACGAUCUGCCAUGUACGUCUGCCAUGUUUUCAGAUACUCUAAUAUACGAACAUCGCUACG
This is a messenger RNA of Diaporthe batatas, 2711 nucleotides long. RefSeq lists its product as uncharacterized. The transcript has 2 exons. The record is from RefSeq and is a predicted model, not a curated record. Bases 1 to 2397 code for a protein of 798 amino acids. Lineage: Eukaryota; Fungi; Ascomycota; Sordariomycetes; Diaporthales; Diaporthaceae.